Molecule: messenger RNA, 372 nt
Organism: Boeremia exigua
Lineage: Eukaryota; Fungi; Ascomycota; Dothideomycetes; Pleosporales; Didymellaceae
Exons: 1
Source: RefSeq, a predicted model, not a curated record
GCUGUAAAGACACAGUCUCGCUCUCUCGGCGGUCUUCCGACAUUGGAUCAUAUACUUAGAACACCGUCUGCGUCGCUCGACACUGCGUAUCGAAGAGCUAAGCAAGAUGCUUUCGGAGACGGAAAACGUACGACGGUCAUGUCAGUAAACCUGACAGACGUGCAUAUCUUUGAGCUUGUGGAGCAGGGCAGAGCUCAACUACAUUUUAGUUUUGCACACGUGUUCGUUAUUGCUGUCGGCCCAGAAGGAGCGGUCAUUUGGCAGUCGUGGGGGAAAUUUGGCUAUCGGCUGGACGAAUAUCUCAACCGAGGUGGAGAACGGCUCCGGGAUUGGCAAGAAGCGGACCAGUUUGUGAACGACUUCACACAAGUA